AUAACUCUCUCUUCUUCUUGUAGAGUGGGACAAUUGUAGAGAUGGGGUUGGUGGGUCACCCAGGAGAUGCAGAUGCAGAUGGAGAUGGCUUCUCUGACCUUUCCUCCGGUAAUAAGCACAAAUACAAGAAGAUGGAUUCGGAACUAACAGAGGAUGAUGACCUCUCACAUCACCACCAUCGUCAAAAGAGUGAGAGCCACAGUACCCAGAAAUACGUAAUCGCCUGUGCCACUUUCGCUUCUCUCAACACUGUACUUAUCGGCUACGAUUUGGGUGUCAUGAGUGGAGCACUCAUAUUUAUUUUGGAAGAUCUUAAGAUAACAGAACUGCAAGAAGGAGUUCUUGUUGGUUGUUUGAGUGUCAUCUCGUUAUUGGGUAGUUUAGCAGGUGGAAGGACCUCGGAUGCUAUUGGUAGGAAAUGGACAAUGGCUUUGGCAGCCAUUGUCUUCCAAACAGGUGUUGGUAUAAUGGCACUUGCUAAUUCUUUUAGAGUAUUGAUGGUUGGAAGACUUCUGACAGGGGUGGGGAUAGGAUUUGGAGCUAUGAUUGCUCCUGUUUACAUUGCUGAGAUAUCACCCACCAUUACUAGAGGAUUUCUUACCUCAUUCCCUGAGAUUUUCAUAAAUGUAGGAAUCCUUCUCGGCUACAUAUCUAACUAUGCAUUUUCGGGUCUUCCUGCACAUAUAAGUUGGAGAGUAAUGCUUGGUGUCGGAAUCAUUCCCUCAGUUUUUAUGGGAUUCGCUCUUUUGAUCAUCCCUGAGUCACCCAGGUGGUUGGUAAUGCAGAAGCGGGUUGAAGAAGCAAGAUCGGUGCUAAUGAAGACAAAUGAAAAUGAGAAGGAGGUGGAGGAGAGACUAUCAGAGAUACAACAAGCAGCCGGGACUUCUAAAUCAGAGAAUUACGAAAAGAAACCUGUAUGGCGUGAACUGUUGGCCCCUUCUCCGUCAAUUCGGCGAAUGCUGAUCACUGGGUUUGGAAUCCAAUGUUUCCAGCAACUUGUGGGAAUUGAUACAAUCCUGUAUUACUGCCCCACGAUCUUCAGAGAAUCUGGGAUUCAGGACAACAGCACACUUCUUGCUGUGAUUGUUCUUGUUGGAGUUAUCAAGACUGCAGUCAUCUUAGUGGCUACUUUUCUCAUUGACGAAAUGGGUAGGAAACCAUUAAUGUACAUCAGCACUGUAGGGAUGACCGCUUGUUUGUUCACUUUGGGCCUUUCUCUAUCUCUGCUAGAGCAUGGACAUGCUGCGGUCAUACUCACAAUCCUGUCAGUUUGUGGUUAUGUGUCUUUCUUCUCUGUUGGAAUGGGCCCAGUUUGCUGGGUAUUGACAUCUGAAAUUUUCCCAUUGAGGCUGCGUGCUCAAGCAGUUGCACUUGGGACCAUGGGGAAUAGAGUUAUAAGUGGCCUGAUUGCAAUGUCAUUCCUCUCUGUAUCUCGUGCCAUUACAGUGGGAGGAACAUUUUUCAUCUUUUCUCUGCUUUCCGCGUUCGCUAUUGCAUUUGUUUAUGCAUUUGUUCCUGAAACAAUGGGGAAAUCUCUAGAGCAGAUUGAGUUACUAUUUGAGGAUGAGGGAGCACUGAAAGGUUGUGAAGUGGAGCUUGGAGAUGUAGAGCAUCUUGUGCCAAAAGAAUGAUGUGUUUCGCAAGUUGGUUGGUUUGAUUGACAGAAGUCUUCUACCUCUGCAACUUGCUUGAAAUAGAAUAUGAAUCCUUUUAAUGCUCUAAGAGCCUUUCAUAUCUCCAAGGGGGAUCUUUGUCUGCCUUCUACUGGUGUAGUAUAUCUCCGGCAGAAAUGUUAUCACCUACAAGAGAUGCAGUGGCAACCAAGAUGGGGCAAUCAGAAGUGUUCCUGAACUUAUCACAACUUGAGGCGUAUGGCUCUUCCUCUUGGAUUGAUAUACCUCUUAGAGCUAUUAGUACUUGAGUUCUGAGUACUUAUUCUUUCCUUGGAAAAUUGAAAUCAUUGAUUAUUUGAUUUGGUCUU
Messenger RNA from Telopea speciosissima, 1981 nucleotides. Its product is annotated as probable polyol transporter 4. Gene Ontology annotation, biological process: transmembrane transport. The record is from RefSeq and is a predicted model, not a curated record. NCBI's taxonomy places the organism in Eukaryota, Viridiplantae, Streptophyta, Magnoliopsida, Proteales, Proteaceae. Gene Ontology annotation, molecular function: myo-inositol:proton symporter activity. Gene Ontology annotation, cellular component: membrane. The transcript is spliced from 2 exons. The coding region runs from base 42 to 1631 and encodes 529 amino acids.